Molecule: messenger RNA, 1934 nt
Organism: Momordica charantia (bitter melon)
Lineage: Eukaryota; Viridiplantae; Streptophyta; Magnoliopsida; Cucurbitales; Cucurbitaceae
Product: protein RICE SALT SENSITIVE 3
Source: RefSeq, a predicted model, not a curated record
AGAACAAUGCAAAAUUUCCCUCUCUUCUCCCUCGUCACAAAUCACAGAAAUUGGUUUUGUGAGAGAGAGAGAGCUUCAAAAGAGGAAAAAGCUGUCCCACUCCCACCACUAUUUUGCAUAGUUUAGUUACAAUCAUACAAAGACCAAGCCAAACCCCUUUUCCCCUCCUCUAGCCCUCCCCCUCCCCCCUCCUUUUUUUUUGUUUUUUUAUACCCUCUUCACUCUCUGUCUGCUAAAGAUUACAAAACCUGCUUGUUUGGGACAAGCAAGAGGAGGGGAGGAGCAAGAGGGGGAAUUUGCUGCAAGUUGGAAGAAAUCAAUGGAUGAAGAAGAAGUCUAGAAGAGCCAUUUGUGGUGUAAAAACACUGGGAAGAGGAAAAGAGCCUCAACCCAGAUAAUAAAACUUAGAGAGAGAAAGGGGGGGGGGUGUGUAGAGUGAAGUAAUAAGAGAAAAGAAAGCAAAGAAAAGGGAGAGAGAAGAAGGGCAUUGUGUGGGUGAGACAGAGAGACAGAAAUGGUGGGCUCAGGAUCAUCAGACAGGAGCAAAGAAGCUGUUGGGAUGAUGGCCCUUCAUGAGGCCCUCAGAAGCGUCUGUCUCAGCUCAGACUGGACUUACUCUGUCUUCUGGACCAUCCGCCCUCGUCCACGGGUCAGAGGAGGCAAUGGAUGCAAAGUUGGGGACGACAAUGGCAGUUUGAUGUUGAUGUGGGAAGAUGGGUUUUGCCGAGGGAGGGUUUCAGAGUGCUUGGAGGAGAUUGAUGGCGAUGACCCUGUUAGGAAAGCCUUCAGCAAGAUGUCAAUUCAGUUAUAUAAUUAUGGAGAAGGGCUGAUGGGGAAAGUUGCAUCAGAUAAGUGCCAUAAAUGGGUUUUCAAAGAGCCUACAGAAUGCGAGCCAAAUAUUUCAAACUACUGGCAGAGUUCAUUUGAUGCUCUUCCUCCUGAGUGGACUGAUCAGUUUGAGUCAGGAAUUCAGACUAUUGCUGUUAUUCAAGCUGGCCAUGGCCUCCUUCAACUUGGUUCCUGCAAGAUUAUACCAGAAGAUCUGCAUUUUGUGCUGAGAAUGAGGCAUACUUUUGAAUCUCUUGGGUACCAAUCUGGUUUUUAUUUGACUCAGCUCUUUUCUUCAAAUAGAAACACUUCUUCUUCCCCAAUGGCUUCAAAGCAAUCUGCCAUUCCCAUUCAUCCUCCCAACCUCCUUAAUUGGGCACAAAGGCCAAUUCCAUCUGCUCCAUCUUCUCUGCUUCCCUCUCCCAGUUUCCACACCUCCAACAGGCUCGGUUUCCCGCAGUCGAAAGAUGAGACGCACAUGUUCCUAUUGCCGCAUUCAUCCGAGGCUCGAAUGGAAGACGUGAUGGGAGACCACGACAACGAUAUCAAAUGGCCUAAUGGGCUGUCUUUGUUCAAUGCCCUGACAGGACGAGCCGAUGACGCAAAGCUUUUGUUCAAUCCCGAGAGCUUAGGGACCAAACCCGAUCAAACUCACCUCCCUUUGAUCCUCGAACCAAAGAACGGGAAUCCAAACUCCGACGGUGCAGCUAUGCACAACACGAACGAGUUCUUGAGCCUCGACAGCCAACCUGAGAGCAGUAGGAAAAUGGAAAACAAGUUCAAGAGAAGCUUUACUCUGCCUGCAAGAAUGGCUUCAUCGUCAUCUUCGACUUCACUCGACCACCAUCCGCACCAAUCGGUCGAGUAUCGGAACUCGGACCAGGCGGGUAUGUACCCGGAUGUAAUGGAGACAUACUUGGAAUGAAGAUGGAAAACAAAGGAGGGCUGCUAGUUCAGUAGAAACGUAGAGUUACUAUUAAGUUGUACUUAGGAACAACUUUCUGGUUUCCUUUAUCUGCUGCUGCUUUUUCUGUCCAGUGUUUCUGCUAUUGCCUUUAAAUUUCAGUUAGUUUCUUCUUGGACUUGGAAUGUUCUUUUUCUUUGAA